AAUAUUUAUUUCCUAUAUAUCAAGAGGAAAGGGGGUCCCCCUUUCAUGGAAUGCGGAAAUAUGGGUCUGUUUGACCGCGGAGUUCAGAUGCUAUUGACCACGGUCGGCGCAUUUGCCGCCUUCAGUCUCAUGACCAUCGCGGUUGGCACGGACUACUGGCUGUACUCGCGCGGCACGUGCAAGUCAAAGUCGGUCAGCGAUAACGAGACCAGCAAGAAGAACGAAGAGGUGAUGACCCAUUCCGGAUUGUGGAGGACGUGUUGCUUAGAAGGGAACUUUAAAGGGAUGUGUAAACAGAUAGAUCACUUUCCUGAGGACACGGACUAUGAAGCGGACCCCUCUGAGUACUUCUUACGUGCGGUGCGAGCUUCCAGCAUCUUCCCCAUCCUCAGUGUCAUCCUGCUCUUCAUGGGAGGCCUGUGUAUAGCUGCCAGCGAGUUCUACAAGUCACGCCACAACAUCAUCCUCAGCGCAGGGAUCUUCUUUGUGUCUGCAGGCCUGAGCAACAUCAUCGGGAUCAUCGUGUACAUAUCAGCCAACGCAGGGGACCCCUCUAAGAGCGACUCGAAGAAGAACAGCUACUCCUACGGCUGGUCCUUCUACUUCGGAGCCCUGUCCUUCAUAAUGGCUGAGAUGGUGGGCGUCCUGGCAGCCCACAUGUUCAUUGACCGCCAUCGGCAGCUCCGGGCAGGGGCCAGGGCUGCCGACUACCUCCAGGCCUCGGCCAUCACACGCAUCCCAUCCUACCGUUACCGCUACCGACGCCGCUCGCGCUCCUCCUCCCGGUCCACAGACCCCUCGCACUCCCGCGACACCUCGCCUGUGGGCCUCAAGGGCUUCAGCGCGCUACCCUCUACAGAGAUCUCCAUGUACACGCUGCCCCGGGACACCCUAAAGGCCGGGGGCACGCCGACCGCCACCUACAACUCGGAGAGGGACCAUACCUUCCUGCAGGUCCACAACUGUAUUCAGAAGGAAAAAGACUCGGCCAACACCAACACAGCCAACCGCCGCACCACACCAGUAUGAGGGAGCCCUGAGAGCAGAGCCCGGGGGAGCGAAGGCAGGGAGGCCCCCACCCAGGUCUCUAAUAUACCAUAGGCCAGGAUGAGUUUCCAUCUUUAUAGAGAUUGAUGAUUUUAUUUCAUUCAACUGCAUGAUUUUCCCAUCUACCAUUGUUGAGAGAGUCUAAAGGGGUUUGUUGGGUUCCUUUGGAGUAAAUGGUUGUACUGGGAGAAUGGGGCAGAUUGUCCUUAGAGACUGAGUGAUUUUUAUGGGUGGGGAUGGGUGAUGAGGGUGGUGCACUGAAAGGGAGGGUUUUGAUUGAAAUUUGAUUCAUGAUUCCUUUCGGUUUUGACAGUUUGGCUCCACAGUUUUGGUGGUGCAACAUGCUGCUGUACUUUCCCAUCAUACCACCUGCCAUAUGCCUCUGAUUUGUUGUCAUAUUUAUUCAUUUAUUUAUUUUCUGUAUAAAAACUGUGAAUUUUUGCAGCUUGGGGUUCAGUAAGAAUUAGCCCAGUCUGUAAACUCUAACAAAGGUACUAUAUGUGUAUUACAUUUAUAAAUAAAUUAUUAAGUUAAUAAUCAAGAGAUACAGACUUUACUGAAGAAGAAAAAAACAACAAGUAAACUAAACUAAGUGCUGUUGGUAACACGAGAAAAGACUCUUGUAGGAUCUGCUGGAAGGAUGACAGAGCCAGAGAGAAGGUGCUGUAGGUCACUACACUACGGAGCUGCUGAGACAUGGCGGAGGACAGACGCACACAGUCAACAGUAGAAAAAUAGAGAUUAUUUUAAUAGAACCUUCUCGCCUUUUUCUGAGUCCCU
Oncorhynchus masou masou (cherry salmon) is the source of this 1827-nucleotide messenger RNA. Its product is annotated as voltage-dependent calcium channel gamma-2 subunit. Gene Ontology annotation, cellular component: AMPA glutamate receptor complex; voltage-gated calcium channel complex; postsynaptic density membrane. Lineage: Eukaryota; Metazoa; Chordata; Actinopteri; Salmoniformes; Salmonidae. Bases 46 to 1029 code for a protein of 327 amino acids. The transcript is spliced from 4 exons. Gene Ontology annotation, molecular function: channel regulator activity; voltage-gated calcium channel activity. Gene Ontology annotation, biological process: transmission of nerve impulse; calcium ion transmembrane transport; postsynaptic neurotransmitter receptor diffusion trapping. The record is from RefSeq and is a predicted model, not a curated record.